AUGAACGCCAGGCAGUUAAAAUUAUUUGCAGCAUGUCUGUGUUUUGCUUCCAAUGUUGUAAGCGUCAAAGGCAAUCCUUGCGAAAUUGACGAUUACAAGGAUCUGAACAAUGGUGACCGCUCUGAGACUUACCAAGACGCAACAGACAAGUGCGACGGCGAAGACCUUAAGGAUGAAUGGCAUUAUUGGUACAAAGUGUCCGGAAACGCAGGAAAUGCUCUCGCUUCCAAGAACGAACCUUCCCAAGGCAGCUGUGGCACAAUGGUCCGUUUGUACCUCAAGGAUGACCAUCCAUUCUUGGGUGACGGCGAGGUGACUCUAAGAGUGUGCGCAGCUGAAGGAAAUGCAGCAUGUAAAUACAACAUGAAUAUGCAGGUUAUAAACUGCGGUGCCUUUUACUUGUACAAGCUCCAUAACUUUGGGCAAUGUUCGGGCAAUCCAUGGCGUUACUGCACCAAUGGUGAAGAGAGCGUUACUUGUGAAGGUGUUAACUGCCCGCAUGGUGAACAGUGUGCUCUAAAGGGAAAUGGCCGUCAAUAUAGCUGCGUAAAUCCCGCGGGAGAUCCAUGUUCGUCCAAUCCUUGUCAAAAUGGUGGAACCUGCAGCAGUAACGCUGAAGGGUUUAUCUGCAGUUGUGCUCCAGGAUACACUGGUGAUGACUGUGGAACAAACGUUAACCUAUUUAAUCGUGUGAGCAUUUUGAAGUCGGAAUUGAAAGCUAUCCUUCUAAAUUUUUUUUUUAUUGAAACAUCUUUAGAUCCCUGCUCGCCCAAUCCUUGUCAAAACGAUGGGAUCUGCAGUGGCAACUCUGAUGGUUUUACUUGUAGCUGUGCUUCAGGGUACACUGGGGAUGACUGUAGCACAAAUGGUACAGCUGACUGUUCAAUUGUUUGGGUAGAAAGUCGAUGGCAUUGUAACAGUUGCAACAGUUCAGAUUAUGAUCGAUUUAAUUUACGAAACAUGAUAUUAUAUCCUUUAGAUCCAUGCACGCCCAAUCCUUGCCAGAAUGGUGCAACCUGCAGCAGUAGCUCUGGAGGUUUUACGUGCAGUUGUGCUUCAGGACACACCGGUGAUGACUGUAGCACGAACAGCCAGCUAGGUAGGAGACUGAAAAUGUAUGAGACAUGCAUUUAUCACAGAAAAAAAGUAAAAGCAGCUCGCAGCACAAUACGAGAGCAAUAUAGGUUGAAAUUCAGAAGUACAGCUUUUGGCAGGUAAAAGGAGAUAUUCUGUGGAGGCGGUUCAGAGCCACCUUAAAUUUUCAAUUGUUUUUAUAAACUUAUCCAAAAGUUGCAUCUUAUCGUGCUGAUCACUAUUCGAUAAUCAAAAUUGGAGGUCACAGGGCUCGUUUUUGAGUUAUAAAGCAUGCACUUGAAGCUAAAAUUAGAGGUAUCUCUAACAGAUUGCGUAA
Molecule: messenger RNA, 1411 nt
Organism: Orbicella faveolata
Lineage: Eukaryota; Metazoa; Cnidaria; Anthozoa; Scleractinia; Merulinidae
Cellular component (GO): membrane
Molecular function (GO): protein binding; calcium ion binding; ligand-gated monoatomic ion channel activity
Source: RefSeq, a predicted model, not a curated record